CCUCCAAUUUCUUUUCAUUAUUAACUCAUUUUCUUUGAAUCAUAGCUUGCAAGUUGUACUGGUAUUGUCACCUCUGCAAUGGCCAUUACUUCUCUCUCCUCUAUGGUGCCCUUUGCUAUUACAAGAAGGGGAGGAUUUUGCCAAAGAGUCUUUUUGAGGUCUACUGUUAGAAAUGGACCUCAUUUCUCGUUGAUGUCAAGACCUUCAUUUGGAUGCUUCUGCACUACUGCUUCUGGUGCAGGAAAGAGUCCUGAAGGGAUGGGACAGACAACCGAAGGAGAGCAAAGCUUUAAAUCAUUUGCAUGGCCAGACCCAAAGAAGCCACGGAUAUGCAUUUUAGGUGGGGGAUUUGGUGGGCUCUAUACUGCUUUAAGAUUGGACUCUCUUGUAUGGCCACUUGACAAAAAACCCAAUGUGCUUCUUGUAGAUCAAUCAGAUCGUUUCGUUUUUAAACCAUUGCUUUAUGAACUUCUCUCAGGAGAGGUUGAUGCAUGGGAAAUAGCACCCCGUUUUUCUGAAUUACUGGCUAACACUAGCGUACAAUUCUUUCAAGAUAAAGUGAAACGUGUAUCUCCCUGUGAUAACUUGAGAAAAAAUGGGUCUUUUGGUCUGGAUAGUGGUGGAACUGUGCAUCUUGAAAGUGGAGUUUUAGUUGAAUAUGACUGGUUGGUUGUAGCAUUGGGAGCAGAGGCUAAGCUGGACACCAUACCAGGUGCUUUUGAGUUUGCAAUACCUUUUGGAUCAUUGGACGAUGCAUGUAAGGUAGAUAAUGAGCUGAAAAAAUUGGAAAGAAGGAAGUUCGGUAAGGAUUCAUUACCAAUACGGGUGGCUGUUGUUGGGUCUGGCUACUGUGGGGUUGAGCUUGCUGCAACUAUAUCAGAGAGAUUACUGGAAAAAGGAUUAGUUCAAGUAAUCAAUGUCGAGAACACCAUCUGUCCUAAUGCUCCAGCUGGAAAUCGGGAAGCUGCUUCAAAAGUUCUCACAUCCAGGAAUGUUCGGUUUUUCCUGGGCUAUUACGUGAGUUGUGUAAGAAAAGCUAGUGAUAUGUUUACUUCCUUGGAAACCUCCAGAAAAGAUGCUUCUUCUGAGCAAUUAUCUGAGGCAUACAUAUUGGAACUUCGGCCUGCUCAAAAACGUCUGCAGAGUAAGAGUCUGGAAGCAGAUCUUGUCCUAUGGACUGUGGGAUCGAAACCCCUUGUACCUCCUUCUGAUCCUUGUGAAUAUUCAAAUGUGUUCCCUUUAAAUGCAAGGGGCCAAACUGAGACUGAUGAGAACCUUCGGGUCAAGGGCCAUCCACGAAUAUUUGCCAUUGGUGAUUCUGCUGCUUUAAGGGAUUCUUCUGGUAGGCUCCUUCCGGCUACAGCUCAGGUUGCUUUUCAACAAGCUGAUUUUGCUGGGUGGAAUCUUUGGGCGGCAAUCAACAAUCGGCCUUUACUGCCUUUUAGGUUCCAAAAUCUGGGAGAGAUGAUAACCCUUGGAAAAUAUGAUGCCGCGGUUUCCCCAAGCUUCCUAGAGGGAUUGACCUUGGAGGGCCUUGUUGGUCAUACCGCAAGAAAGCUUGCAUACUUGUAUAGACUGCCCACUGAUGAACAUCGAAUCAAGGUUGGCAUCAGCUGGUUUACAAAAUCUGCUAUCGAUUCAAUCGCAACACUGCAGGGCACCUUGACAAAGGUUUUAUCAAACUGAUUUUUGGCUUGGGUUGCUUCACUAUAAUUCGUACGACAUGGUGUAAACUCUGUGCUUGUCAGAACUUGAAAGCAUAAAAAGAAAAAAAAUUCAGGACUGUUUAAUAGUUUCUACAUU
This is a messenger RNA of Amborella trichopoda, 1803 nucleotides long. RefSeq names its product NAD(P)H dehydrogenase C1 (gene NDC1). Gene Ontology annotation, cellular component: chloroplast. Gene Ontology annotation, biological process: aerobic electron transport chain; phylloquinone biosynthetic process. The record is from RefSeq and is a predicted model, not a curated record. Gene Ontology annotation, molecular function: NAD(P)H dehydrogenase (quinone) activity. Lineage: Eukaryota; Viridiplantae; Streptophyta; Magnoliopsida; Amborellales; Amborellaceae.